Messenger RNA from Cyclopterus lumpus (lumpfish), 1837 nucleotides. RefSeq names its product cAMP responsive element binding protein-like 2 (gene crebl2). The transcript is spliced from 3 exons. Gene Ontology annotation, biological process: regulation of DNA-templated transcription. The record is from RefSeq and is a predicted model, not a curated record. The coding region runs from base 273 to 635 and encodes 120 amino acids. NCBI's taxonomy places the organism in Eukaryota, Metazoa, Chordata, Actinopteri, Perciformes, Cyclopteridae. Gene Ontology annotation, cellular component: nucleus. Gene Ontology annotation, molecular function: DNA-binding transcription factor activity.
GCGUUUACCGCACCAGAAGAAGAAGAAGGCGCGCUGACGUCAGCAGGAAACACGAUGUAAACAAAGAUAAAGCAGCAUCACGCUCAUUAUUAUUAUUAUUAUAGUUAUCGUCAUUUUCUCGGUCAUUCUUCAGUCCGAGAGGUUCCACCACGAACCUGAUCUUCCUCUUCUUCUUCGUUGUUUAUUAGUCACUUAUUUUAUUGUUCUUCCGCAGUUUGAGCUGCUAGCUAACGCUAGGCUAAGCUAAGGUAGCAGAGUUAGCAUUCAGCGACAUGGAUGAUAACAAGAUGGUGGCCGGUAAAGUGAAGAAACCGGGGAAACGCGGCCGGAAACCGGCGAAGAUCGACCUGAAGGCCAAACUGGAGCGGAGCCGGCAGAGCGCCAGAGAGUGCCGAGCCAGGAAGAAGCUGCGGUACCAGUACCUGGAGGAACUGGUUUCCAGUAAGGAGAGAGCCAUCUGCGCCCUGAGGGAGGAGCUAGAGAUGUACAAGCAGUGGUGCUCCGCCAUGGACCAGGGGAAGAUCCCCUCAGAGAUCAAAGCUCUGCUGACCGGAGAUGAGCAGAGAACUCCUCAAGGAGGAAGCAGCACCAAGACCAGGAAGAACAACAACAUCAGCAGCCACGGCCAGAGCUGAGCAGGAAGUGGCUUCACGACGACACAAUAAGACAUCAUAUUACACAAUAAGACAUAAUAUUACACAAUAAGACAUAAUAUUACACAAUAAGACAUAAUAUUACACAAUAAGACAUAAGACAUAAUAUUACACAAUAACACAGGAUAAGACACAAUAUUAAAAAUAAGACAUAAUAUUACACAAUAAGACAUAAGACACAAUAUUAAACAAUAAGACAUAAUAUUACACAAUAAGACAUAAUAUUACACAAUAAGACGCGACAACCCGACUCUCAGCCUCCACUCGUCAUCGUCAUCUGAAACGUGAAGUCGUAUUUCUGGAAAGAAAAGCUUGAGAAGCUUUUCUUCAGUCGUGGUUAUUAUAAAUAAUUCAUAAUUCCUCUUCAGGAUAACGAGCAGCAGGAAUUAUUUCAUAACAAUGUGAACUGUUACGUUAAUAACUCAAUCAAUGGUAACACAACAUACAUAUCUAUAAUAGAGCUGAAACAUGAAGAAUGGAAAACAUUUAACAAUAACGUUUACAAAUGCGGCUCAUUGGUUUUCGCCGCCUGGCGGGGGAGGAGCCAACAGAUCAUUGGAUUUGUGAAUUAUUCGAUCCAAAUUCCUUUAAUUUCCAAAACAAAGUGAUACAAACAACAAAUCUCUUGUUUUCAAUACAAAUCCACGAAUUCUGCUCCUUAAAACUUGUUUUAAAAAGACAUUUAAACUACUUUAAUGUUUUAUUUUGAUGUUUACAGAUAGAAACAUUCCUCUCUGAAACGUUCACACUCUUCUCAAAUACUUCCUGUUGUGUAGUUUGUUGUUGAAGCGCCUCCCUUAAUUAAGAGUUGUUGUUUAUGGAUUCUCGAGUCACGUGACUGAAACGCGCUCGAGUCACGUGACUGAAACGCGCUCGAGUCACGUGACUGAAACGCGCUCGAGUCACGUGACUCGGGGUUCUCGACAGAACGCCGUCCUGCAGAGUAAUAAGUGUUGGAUAUAUUUUUGUAUUUGUAUAUUUUAUAUUUGAGCUCAGAGUGUUUGUGAGAGCGAUUGUGACGAUAUAGAAAUGAAAGGUUAUUUAACUUUGUUUACUGAGUUGCAGAUUAAUAAUCUUAUGAGCUCCUUUUAGUUUCUGAGCUGAAACUUUGUGCACUUUGUUCUUUUUCUCCAGAAGCACCUUGUGAAGCUUUGCAACAAUAAAAGAGUUUCUGUGUAAAAUCA